Messenger RNA from Pediculus humanus corporis (human body louse), 876 nucleotides. RefSeq lists its product as uncharacterized. Bases 1 to 876 code for a protein of 291 amino acids. NCBI's taxonomy places the organism in Eukaryota, Metazoa, Arthropoda, Insecta, Psocodea, Pediculidae. The transcript has 5 exons. The record is from RefSeq and is a predicted model, not a curated record.
AUGAAUUGUCCAAAUACUUCACCGCGUCUUAAACCAAAUUUAAAAAAUAAAGAUUUUGUAAGAUGGCAAAGAGCUGAAAAAAUUAUUUGCAAUGAUAAUAUUGUAUCAACGGAUUGGCAUGAAAAAUUAGAAAAAACACCAUUGUUUACAACCGUGGAUAACGGCAAUCCGACAAACAUGAUAUACAUAAUGAGCGGUGAAUAUGGAAGAAUGUGGUUGAAAGAAAGAGACGAAUGGUAUGCCAACGUGUUCGUUCCAUCGUUUAAAGAAAUCAAUUUCAUAAAUAGGAGAAAGAAAAUAAGGAGAGAAGCGAGGAAAGCUAAAAAAGAAGCCGAAGCAAAUAUAAAAGAGAGAAAAGAAAGGAGAGCUAAAGAAUUGGAAGCCAAAGCCAAAGUCGAACAGGAAAAAUUGGAAAAAUUAAAAGCUAAAAUACAAAAAUUUAAAUUUACCGAAAAGAAAAAAUCUAAAAAAGAUGGCGGAAAAGAUGUUAAAGACGGCGUUAAAGGGAAUAAAAAUUCUAAAACGGUUAAAACGACGGGUACCCCGAGUAAAAAUCAAAAACAAAAUCAAGAAACCUCUUCAUCAAGAUCACCAUCACAAAAUCCAAAGGAAGAAGAAAAAACAGCAGAAGAAGGUAAAUUUAGUUGCCCUAAAAAUUCCGUACCCAUCGAAUUAACCGUACAAUGCGAAUGCUCUCAUCACUCUAAACAAGAACAAGAGUGUGGAGGUAAUCAAGAUGAUAAUAAUAAUAACAAUAAUAAUAAUAAUAAUUGUAUGCAAACGGAAAAAGGUGAUAAAAAUCCGCCUUUGUGUAAAGAUUACAUGUCACAAUUAGCCGCCAUACAAGAUGAAAAAAUUAAUUCAGAAACAAAAUGA